AUGGAUUAUUUCAAAAACCUAAAGAGUAAAAUCAUCACACCUCAAAAAGCACAACUUACUCAUGCUGAACAGCUUGCAAAAUUUCGUAACUCCUGGCAAGAUAUUAUAACAUAUUUUGAGCAAGAUGAAAAAAAAGCCCAGUCUUUACCUGCUCAUGUUCAACAAACAGAUAUUCCACGGCACCUUAAAGAAAUGAUUGGAAUUUUAGUUGAAGAGGAUUUGCAUCUUGAAGAAGUUAAUACUGGACUUUGUAUGGAGGAGUUUUUAAGGAAUAAUGUUCUCAAAGAAUUAGCAGAGUUAGCUAAAGAAGAUGUUCCACAAGGGAUCCGUGGUGAAAUUAUUCGUGCAGUCAGAGAAUUAAUUGAUCUUUUAGAUGAUCGAUUUUUAGUUCAUAAUUCUGUCCAUCAACCUACUGUUACUUUGCUUCGUACAUGUGUUCAGGAUGAACAACAAAGAGAAAUGUACGAUGAAGAUUUAGUAGAUUUAAUGUAUAUAAUUUGUUCCAAAAUUCAUGGAUUUCCAGCUCUUUUAAAUAUAUUUUUUCAUGAUACACACUGGCUGACUACUCCUCGAAAAUACAAUAAAAAGGAAUUAGAUUUUCCUUCAAAUAUCAAUCAAGAAGUAAAUAUUGAUGAUGGUGCCUCUAUGACAAGCAAUCCAACAAUUGCUCCCACAAAAACUACAGAAUUUACUGAGGAGACUGAAAAGCCUGAAUAUGAAUUUUUUCUUUUUGCCUAUUUGUUAAAGUUUGUACAUAGAGAGGGUAAAUGUGGUGAUUUUGCUAGGACUGGCUUAUUAUUUAUAAUGGAGCUUGCUGAAGGUCAGCUGGGUGAUUACAUUUUAGAAAGUGAUUUUGCAAAUAUUAUGGCAGCUGGACUGGGUGCACUUUAUUCACAGUUGCCUAGAAAAUUAAUGGUAAAGGGUUCAAGUGGUGGUUUAACUAAUGGCACUUUACUUGGAUUUGGUGAUAAUACUAGUGCUGAACUUGAAAGAUUACGUUCCGGUGGUAUUGAGGUUUCUUCUUCUCAAGUAUUUAAGGGUCAACUUGAUUCAUUUUUAAAAUUAUUAGAAUUUUGUCAGGAUGUUUUAGAAAGAUGCCUGAAUUCAGAUAUUUCAUUGGCAUUGCUUCAAAAUAUCAAAACUCACUUUUUAGAAAAUAUUUUAUAUCCAUCUAUUUUAGAAUGUUCUGAUACUGAUGGUUCAUCUGUUGCUGUUAUUUCUUAUAUUGAUAUAAUUUUACAAACUUUAGAGAAAGAGGAAUUAAUUAAUGUGGUUGUAGGCUUCUUGAUGGAUUCUGAUAGUGACGAUGAGACCUUUUGGAAACAAACAGCUGCAAAUAGCAAAAUGGCAAGACGUCAAAGCACGAUUAAUCUUUUUGCAGGAAUUGAGGCGAACCCCAACACAUCAUCCCCUUAUUUUACAGCAGUAGGACGAUUUACACUUCAAGAUCUUAUAUUAUCACGUUUACGAUCAUCUUCACAAUCAACUGUCAUUGCUGCUCUUAAACUUCUUCACACUGUAAUUUCAAAACAUUGUAGAUAUUCUUUAAAACUAUUAAACAUUGAGUUGGAUGAAAAUGCAACAUGUUUUCCUAGACCAAAUUAUUUGAUGGAGGUUACUUAUAAUGAUGAUAUAAACUCUUUAAAUGGGCAUGUACCAACACCUAAACUUACAACUAUAAGUCACCAUUUGAGAGAAUUAGAUCUUUUUUAUUCAUUAAUUUCAGCAAUUGAUCCAAGUCAAAGCAUUGAAACAUUUAUAAAUGGGUAUGAUUUAUAUGUACGUGAUGCAGAAGCAAAUAUAGAAGCAGAUUUGUGUUAUCGUAGUGGACAAGAUUUAGAAUGGACAGAAGAUGGACCAGCUUAUCCUAAAACCAAUAACAGGAAAGGUUAUCUAUCUUCUUGUAGCCAAGUAAACAGCUCAAAAAAACAUAAUCAUACGGAAACCCUUCAUGUGCUAAAACAUAGACUGAAUCCUACAGAUCGUUUAAAACCUGGUGAUUCACUUUUACAAAUCCUUAUUGGUACUCUUUCUAAUUUUUUUGCCCAUUCGCCCGAAUUAAACCUUACUUUGACUGGUGUAAUUUCAGCGCUUGCCAUAUGCCCAUAUAGAUCAUUAGAAGGUUGGUUGGUAUUUAGUGGCGCUGAUAGAUUAGAUAAUCGGAAUGAUUCUUCGACCAAAGAUUUUGAAAGUCUUCAACACGAGGCCAGAAAUCUUGAACUUUCGCUUGGUAUUAUUGCAAGUAAUAAUGAACAUCUUGGAUCUGAGAAUAGCCCAAAUGAUGAAUUUGAUGAAUCAGAUGAUCGUUCAAUAGAUCAUGAUGUUGAGAAAAGUGCAUCAGCAAAUAAUGCUAUUGGAUCAGUAACAAUGUGGGUUAACUUUCCACCAUUCUUUACAAUUUUUAAAACCUUAACACAACAAGUUGAUUAUUAUCGUAGCGAAAUAGAAAAUUUUGAUCAAUAUCUUGAUGAGAGGAGAAGAGGUUUACUAGACACAGAAGAUGAAAUUGAAGAAAAUUUCUUUAGUCAACAAAAAACAAACUUCACAUCCCGUAGUAGGAGAAAUAGUAAUAGUGCCCAUUCUUCAUCUGCAGGAAAUUUGCCUAGAAAACCUUCUAGUAAAGAUCUUAGUAGGAGUAACUCUUUGUCAACUUCAACACCAAAAAAGAUUCCAAAAAGGGCCAGUUCACUUUCACGUAAAGAUUCGCUAUCAUCCUCUCCUAUUAAUUCACCAUUAUCAUCAUUUAAAUCCUCACAAUUUUCAUCUAAUCUAAUCACACCGCUUUCAACGCAUUUUCAUGAGACUGAAAAUAUUAAAAUUCAACCACUUUUCCCUGCUCAUUUUGUUAAUGAAGACGAGGAAGACGACCCGGUUGAUCUUGGUGAAGACGAAGAUGAUGAUGAAUUAUUUACGCUUCUUAACAAUGUAGUUAUUUUGGAAGAGGCAAUAAAAGAAUUAGUAGCCAUAAUACAGGUUAGAAGGAGUUUGGGUAUUGAUGAAGUUAGAUAUUUGUAA
This is a messenger RNA of Entrophospora candida, 3015 nucleotides long. Lineage: Eukaryota; Fungi; Glomeromycota; Glomeromycetes; Entrophosporales; Entrophosporaceae. The record is from the annotation of a GenBank genome assembly.